CACUGCGAGCUGCGAGUUGCCCUCGUGUUCGCUCUUCAACGUCGUCCAUCGAGCAGAGUCGGGCUGAGGUUAUAGUGCUCCCGGUUCAACACAAAUUUUCUCACCAUGGCUGUCGGAGAUUUCAAGUCUGAGAAGGGCGUCAAGGACCUGGACGCCUUUCUGGCCGAGCGUAGCUACGUCGACGGUUUCGUGCCAUCCCAGGCCGAUAUUUGUGUGUUCGAAGCUCUCGCCAAGGCGCCGUCAGCUGCUACCCCACACGCACUGCGCUGGUACAACCACAUCAAGUCGUAUCAGGGCGCCGAGAAGCAGAAGCUCCCCGGCAAGAAGGAGGUCCCCUCAGCCCUGCUCAAGGGAGGUUCGGCCGCCGCCCCCGCAGCCGCCCCCGCGGCCGCCAAGCCCGCCGCCGAUGAUGACGACGACGUGGACCUGUUCGGCUCCGACGAGGAGGAGGACGCCGAGGCCGCCAAGAUCAGAGAGGAGAGGCUCGCCGCGUACGCCGCCAAGAAGUCCAACAAACCCACAGUGAUCGCCAAGUCCUCCAUCGUCUUGGACGUGAAGCCCUGGGACGACGAGACCGACAUGAAGGCCAUGGAGGUCCAGGUUAGGACCAUCGCCAUGGACGGCCUGGUGUGGGGCGCCUCCAAGCUGGUGCCGGUCGGCUAUGGUAUCAACAAGUUGCAGAUCAUGUGUAUUGUGGAGGACGACAAGGUGUCGGUUGACCAACUGACGGAGGAGAUUCAGAACUUCGAGGACUUUGUGCAGUCUGUUGACAUUGCGGCCUUCAACAAAAUUUAAGUUAACUCCUUUUUUUAAUUUAACAAAUUUGUAUAUUUUACUGAAAUGUGCGUGCCCUGUCCUGUUCUUGUGAUGUUAUUGGAAAAUUUGUACUGUUGACCCAGUAAAUUACGCUCACUUGUA
This is a messenger RNA of Frankliniella occidentalis (western flower thrips), 918 nucleotides long. RefSeq names its product elongation factor 1-beta' (gene eEF1beta). Gene Ontology annotation, biological process: translational elongation. Gene Ontology annotation, molecular function: translation elongation factor activity; guanyl-nucleotide exchange factor activity. The coding region runs from base 106 to 795 and encodes 229 amino acids. NCBI's taxonomy places the organism in Eukaryota, Metazoa, Arthropoda, Insecta, Thysanoptera, Thripidae. The transcript has a single exon. The record is from RefSeq and is a predicted model, not a curated record. Gene Ontology annotation, cellular component: eukaryotic translation elongation factor 1 complex; cytosol.